AUGUGCCACUUUCAGGUCUCCUCACACUGCUGGUGUGUUCAAUUUUUUGACAUAGGGUGCUGGCAGAUUACGGGCCUCCCAUAGCUGCUGCCAGGCCCCUAAUCUGCCAUGGGCCCCUAUAUACCGCCUCCUCAUGCUGCUGCCAGGUCCAGAGUCUGUCAUGGGUCCCUGUACGGCCUCCCAUUGCUGCUGUCUCCAUCGCCACACUCUGUCAUGUGCCACUUUCAGGUCUCCUCACACUGCUGGUGGGUUCCAUUUUGUCAUAGGGUUGCUGUAUGGCCUCCCAUUGCUGCUGCCUCCACCGCCACACUGUGGCUCCAAACACUGGUUUUGGCCCCGUGACUGGCCAAAUGAGUGAAGUGUGCGGUGAUUCUAAGAUCGACGGCACUCACCUGCAUGUCAUACUGACUGACAGUAUUAUUUCUCUUCCCCAGCAGACUCCAAGGGCAUUUAAAUUAAAGGUACAGUGUUCUGCACUAAUAUUA
Molecule: messenger RNA, 485 nt
Organism: Staurois parvus
Lineage: Eukaryota; Metazoa; Chordata; Amphibia; Anura; Ranidae
Source: the annotation of a GenBank genome assembly